GUGAAAAGCACAAACUUGCAGUGAAGAAGGGAUUAUGGGAAGAUUGAGUGAUACUUAGUAAAAGAGGGCAUAGAAGAAUGCAGCUAGAGCAGGCAUCAACGAUUGGAGUAAUGAAGAAAUCGUAUUUUGACCAAGUAUGGACAUCCUUGGAGACGGGAGGAGAUAUCAGGUUGGAUAAAAUGGCCAGGUUUUUAACUGAGUUGGAGACCAAGUUAGGGUUAGAAGCAGACUUUCUAGCUGAUGAUAUCAUUAUCACGAGUGAAAUAGAGGAGUUGGUCGAGGGAAUGGAGAGAAGGUUAGAGAAACCCGCUAGUCAAAUAAGUAUUGAAUAUAGCGAUAUGAAAAAUAUCAUGAUCUCCUUGUUAAAGGAUAUCAAGGUGAUAGAUUUGAAUCAUGGGGUGAUAUACGGAGGGUUCAAUGAUGGAUAUGAGUACUACCAGGAUAAUUUCAAUCACUAUAUAUAUAAGGAAACCGGUUCGAUGUCGCUGACGCCAUCGAAUUAUUCGUUGAGCGAAGAUGAUUCUGAUGAAACUGCAUCUUUAAUGAACAACCACUCCAAGAGUGAGAUGGUGGUGAAUAAGAAAACCAUCUUUAACCUUAACGAAAUCUUAGAAGAAAUCAAUGAUCACCAUUCAUGCAUUGAUGAGUCGUUCCAUAACUUAGAAACUCGAGUGAAUAAUCUUCAUAUAAGAAAUUAUCAAGACUUACGCCAUUUGAAUCAACUAUUGAAUCAUAAUAAUAGCAUCGACCAUCGACUAAUUGCCAUUAGAAGUGAAUUAGAGAUACUCCACCGGCAAUUCCCCAAACCAAAACUAAUAGUUGAUGUGCUGAACUUGGAUUAUACCCCAGUUGUUCCUAAAAGCUUGCUUGGUUCACAACUAAGCCAGGAGGAUAUUCUUUUCCUUCAGAGAUUCAACAGCAAAGCUCCGCGGACUAAAGACUACUCUACUUUGUUGAUAUUGGCGAUUACUAUUGUUACAAUCAUGGUAUCUUAUUAUUUUGCCAUUUGAUUUGCAUUUAUUACGAAAUUAAUGAAUACGU
This is a messenger RNA of Hyphopichia burtonii NRRL Y-1933, 1041 nucleotides long. RefSeq lists its product as uncharacterized. The transcript has a single exon. Bases 180 to 1010 code for a protein of 276 amino acids. The record is from RefSeq and is a predicted model, not a curated record. NCBI's taxonomy places the organism in Eukaryota, Fungi, Ascomycota, Pichiomycetes, Serinales, Debaryomycetaceae.